Messenger RNA from Oxyura jamaicensis (ruddy duck), 4970 nucleotides. RefSeq lists its product as uncharacterized. The coding region runs from base 1943 to 4567 and encodes 874 amino acids. Lineage: Eukaryota; Metazoa; Chordata; Aves; Anseriformes; Anatidae. Gene Ontology annotation, molecular function: nucleotidyltransferase activity; double-stranded RNA binding; tRNA binding. The transcript has 10 exons. The record is from RefSeq and is a predicted model, not a curated record. Gene Ontology annotation, biological process: regulation of translational fidelity. Gene Ontology annotation, cellular component: cytoplasm; membrane.
UUUCCUCCCAAGGGAAGCUCCUUCAUCGUCCUCCUUUUCCAUGUCUUGAUCUAAAUCCUCUUGCUUCCCUUCCCUUUAUACCUCUGUAUCCUCUGUAUCCUGGCAUUUUCGGGUACUUCUUAGGUGUCCUAUGGAGGAGGGCACUGCAAGGAGAGGGAAACAGCCCUAUUGGUUUUUCCUCUCCACCCUUCCCCAAACCAAGAUAUCACAGGCUCUAAAACCUCUGCUGUGGUUACUCCUGCAGUAACUGUGAACCAAGUGAGUCUCAGCAAGUAGAAAAUCACUCCUGAGAGCUGAGCAACCACCCAGCCAGCCCAUCUUCCUCCAGAAAACCCACCUCAUCCUACCCCAGAGACCAACUCAAAACAGGGGCUUGUAGCAGCAUGCCCAGAAAGUCACUGUCUGAGCUACUUCAGAGCGAAACAUCUGGAGGAACUUAAUAUUAUGGCCCUCCUCCAAGCACAACCAUUUAAACCAAACUGCUUGUUUGCAUCUGCAUGUCAUAAAAAUCAAUGACAACAGCAUGGACUGUACAGGUGUGCUGCUCAGCUCUUUCUAAGGGCGCAUCAUUUAUGCGGGCCUCCUUCAGGUCAGUAAUUCAUACAGGGGUUUGCUGUUAAAGGAGAGUGUUCCUCCUGCAGUGCUGUGGCUUGGUGCAGCUUUCUGAACUGAAAAUUCCAAUCUUUAGCACAAGUAAUUAAUUGAAUGAAUUAGUUGUUCCCCAGACAUGGGACAUAAUACUUUUCCAAAUUAUUUCAUGAGAGUUUAAUUUGUUGAAUCAGUUCAGAGCUGUUAGGAGUUAAUGCAGCCUGUUUAUCCUUCAUUCUUGCUUCUUGUCAAAAUUUCAACCUUUAAAAUAAAUAAAGACAUUUUUUAAUAUUAUUUUCUUUUAUUUUAUUUUUAAUGGAUCAGAAGAAUCCAGAGGCCACUGACCUCUUUGCAAAACAGUAUUUGCAAAAUAGUGUGUGUCUGCCCAGGAAUACUGUGUGUUUAAGAGUAGACACUGGGAUUUAGGUUCAUUAAUAUUCACAAAGCUGUUCCUCCUUUGGGUGGUGCAGAGUCUGCUCCUUCACUCCCCUUCACUUCCCAUAUCAACAGUAGCUCUGCUUUCCUUUCUUUCCAAAAGGCUUUUUGGAAUGUCUGAGCACAGAAUACAUCACCUUCUCCCUUUCCAGCUCCUUUAGGUCACAAAAUGUUCUAAAAAUACCAAAAUAGCAAGAACAUUGCUGUUUUAUUUUCAUUUUUGUUUCCUAACAAAAACCUCCAGAGAGCAAGCUCCAGCUCAUGGUACCCAAGAGUGCAGAGGAAUGGAAAUGUGGGGGCUGCUUACAAAUAGACGAGUUAAUGGUAGAAAUAUGAAGGGUUUGAAAAUAGACUAUUUAGUCACUGGGGUUUCAAGAAAGGGAUAGAGCUGGAAAAUUCCAUCUGGAAGGGAGACUGUGUAUGUGUGUGCAGUGCCUGCCUGUUUGUCUGUAACAGUGGAUAAGAAAUGUCCCGGACUGGCUCAAAAAUACCUUGUGGGUUUCAUCUGAAUGUUUGUUCAUUUGUGUUAGGCUAUUCAUUCCUCUCCAUCUCCAGCAGCCCAGAGAAGAGGAGGCAGGAACUGUUACCACCACCUGCAGCGCUUUGGGGCACCUAAACAUGUUUUUGCCAGAAAUCUCUGUAGCCUAAAUAGGUUGUGUGUGUUUUUUCUGGAUAGGCCUCCGGAAAGUAGGCACCUAAAGUUCUGCUUUGAAUGGAGCCUUUGUCCAGGGCGAUGAGGGAGGCUCGGUGGAAACACCUGAGCCUGUCACCAGCUUCUCCCUCUUGGAGCAGGGGCACGGCUCUGGACGCUGGCUGAGCGCCCGAGCCAGAGGACCUCUGGUCUAGACGCAGACACACGUGGAGAGACAGUGAGGUUGUGGGGGCGACCGCUGACACCCUUGUUUUGUCUGGAAGGGCCAUGGUGAGCACGGCGGGUUUCGCGGCCGUCUUCUACAGCGAGCCGGCCGUGCUGGGCCUCCUCGCGAACGUCGUCAGCGCCUUCCUCCUCUGCCUGCAGAACUUCGCCACGGCACACACGGGCGUCGGGCCGCAGGGAGCACAGGAUGUCCUCGCAGGUGUCCACCUCAUCCUGAUCGGAGGCUUUGUCCAGCUCCUGGCAGGAUUUCUUGCCUUCAGGAAGUACGACCACCUCGGAGGUGCAGCCUUUCUCACCUUCUCGGCUCUGUGGAGCAGCUUUGGGGCCACACGCAUCAUCUCAGCCGCGUAUCCCCCCUUGCAGAACACAUCGCUGCCCUCAGGGAAUGCCAGCCACCUCCUGCCUGCCGGCACAGCCCUCACCUCCACCAGCCAAAGUGCCGUGGCAGGGCUGGUGGCCUACAUUUCCAUUUCCUUUAUCCUCUCCUUCUGCUCAGCCACAGUGAACUACAUCAUGCCCUUCAUAUUUGGGGCCAUCGCACUUGCCCUGGUGUUUGAAGCUGUUGCACUGUUUGGCCAGUGGGCCCUGGUAGUGUCGGGGGUCAUUGAGCUUGUCAUUGUCCUCUGCGGGCUGUAUGGUGCGGUGGCCCUCCUGCUGAAGGGCAUCACACAACGGUACAUCCUUCCAGGCUUUGGGCAUCCCCUCUUCAAUGUCUUGCUACUGGGGUCAGCACAGAAGAGCUCUUCCAAGGCCAUUGGGGAAGAGAAGAAAAAGAACACAAAGUAUGCCGAGCCAAUGGCCCUAGGCAACAUCUGUGAUACUGUCUCUCCUUUUAUAUUUGCUUUUUACUCCUUCGGGUACAUGAAGACCUUCUGUGUUGGAGCAGUGUGGAUUUCCAUCAUCUCCAGCGGCCAACUGCUGUCCAGCUUCUACAGCUACCUGAGAGGUGAUGUCUACUACACCACCAAAUUUGGUGUCCACAGCCUCUACUGGCUGGUUAUGUCUUGGGAAGAGUUCAUACUCACUGUCCUCCUUGGGCCAGGCAAGGCUCAAGAGAGCAGGCUGGGAAUGUUUGGAGGGUGGUUCUUCUUGGCUGUUGCCUGCAUGCUGUUUCUGAUGUCAACCCACAAAGAUACCCUGGAGAUGUUGCAAAAUGCCUCUUUCAUCAUCCUCAUGUCUGCCUCCAUCCAUCAGAUCCCAGUGCCAGGUGCUUACCUGUUCCUCGGCGCUGCCUGCAGCCUCUGCACUGCUCUCUCGUUGUACGCCACUUUUGCCAGCCUUAUCAACUCCAUUGGGGAGAAGGCUCUGAUUCCAAUUGGCUCCCAAGCUAUGUCCAGCUCAGCUCUUCAAACCACACUGAUGGCUGCCAAAAGCUGCUUCACAAGGUCCAAGAACUUGCCAAGCAGCACCAGAGCCGAGGUGCCAGAUGCCUUGUUCUACAUCUGCAAUGGCCUGGCAGCAAUCUCUGCCAUCCAGGCUACUUUCAGUGACCCCAGCAGACAGCAACUCUCCAUACCUUCUGUGCUCAUCCCAGGAGCCAUAAUGCAGCUGUAUGUCUGCAGGAUCCAGGUGCAAGGAGGCAGAAGGUUUGGCUGCAUUCUCCCAUUCUGCUAUGCUGCCUUUUGGGGAGCGUGGACCUGGCUUCGGUUUGCAGGCCACUUGAUGAACAUUGGUGCGGGGAACAGUGAAGGAUUCACUGCUGGUGCCAUUGCCUUUCUGGUGCUCAAUGGUUUUUUAAUGAUUUUAGCUUCCUCUUUAAACGUGGUGCUUCUCUGCAUGACUGCUGCAAUGGAGAUCUUGACCAUUUGUUUUCUGCUCUUUACGUUGGAGAACCUCCCUCUGCCAUUUGAAAUUGUGAUGUUAAGCAUCUUCAGCAUCAUCUGCUUCUAUGGAGCAACAGCAUCACUGGCAAACAGCAUGUUUGGGAAGGAUCUAAUGAUGAUGGGCCCCCCUCUGUUCACAGCUGAGAGCUCUAAGAAGGACACGGGAGGUCCUCCACCCUGCAUCUGCCCCAAGUCCCACUGUACGAGUGGCCUGAGGGCCAUUGCUGACUUGCUGAACACAGGGGCGGUGUGUGGGGUCCCGACAGACACCGUGUACGCUUUGGCAGCCUCCUGCAGACACCCUCAAGCCAUCGAGAAGGUCUACAGAAUCAAGGACAGGCCUCAAGAGAAGCCCAUCUGCAUCUUUAUUUCAAACCUGGACCAGUUGCGAGCAGCUGCUCCCCCCAUCAGCCCGCUGCUUUGGGAAUUCAUGGAAAAUGUUUACCCUGGUGGCAUUGGCUGCAUUAUCAAAAAAGGAGAGUGGCUAAAGAAGUUAGGGGUUGGAGAAGGCUACAGCAGGGUGGGAACUCAAGACAGUAUAAUGAUCAGAGUGCCUGACCUGACUGUCCUGGUGCACCUCAUCGACAUGACGGGACCCUUGGCAAUCACAUCUGCUAAUCCUAGUGGAGAGGUUGACAGCACCCAUCACGACAUGGUCAUCUCGCGUCUUGGCCAUAAGCUGGAGGGUGUUCUCUGUGAUGGAGAUUCUGAUGAAGUGGUGGCAUCAACCGUGGUCAACUGCACAAAGAUUGAUGAAAGUGGCAUCACCAUCAUAAGAGAAGGCUGCAUACCAGCAGGCAAGGUGAUGCAGAUAUUUGAAAGAGUGAAGAACAGAGUGGUCUGAAACUGAAGAAAACCUUUCUGAGUGAAAGAACAGCAUCUGCUCUCAGAAAAAAAGACAUGAGGCAACCUAUGCCUUGCUGGAGCACUUGGCCUUGUGAAAGCCAUACCUUCUCUAAUCAAGCACUUACCUCCUUGGGAAACAGCAGCACUUUCUCACCCAGUGUCUCUCCUGGGAGCCUUUUGCGGCUAUUUAUUGUUUAUCUCCAGUAAGUGCCUGAAACCGCCGGGAAAGCUGCCCACAGAAUGCCAGCAGGAUCAGGAGAUGAUGCUUUAUUGCAGGAAUUCCCUGAGUGCCCGUGUUUCCUAAGUGCCUCAAACUGUGGACUCCAUGCCUGCUUUUAUACAACCUUCCAACUCUCAGAUCUGUGUAUUUUAAACAGCUACAUUUCACUAAAUAAAUCCAC